CUGCGAAUCACAUGACAGCCUGGGAACCUCCUGACCGUCCACGGAGUCGGCUCGCUUACUGCUGCCCGGAGAAGAUGGCGGAAGACAGGGAGCCCCCACCGCUGGCAGACGCGGUUCAGACGGACUUUAGGGAGGUGGAGGAGGGCGAGGACCUGUUUGUCAGCACCGUUUCCACAGCAGAGCAGCUCAGCCCAACGUCCCCAGAGCCAGCCAGCUUUCCUGCAGAAGACAUCAGCACUAACUCCAACGGACCCAAGCAAGAAAUAUUAUUAGACGAUGACCAGGAGGACCUUUUUGCUGAAGCCACGGAGGAGGUGUCGCUGGACAGUCCAGAGAGGGAGCCCAUUCUGUCCGAUGGCCCAUCUCCUGCCAUCACUCCAGUCACUCCCACUGUCAUAAUCACUCCAAGAGUCGAUGCUUUGUUUGACAGAUCUCUUGAUGAGGAUGAAGAAGCGGAGGAAAAUGGGGACACCUUUGAUAUGCAGAUAACGGUAUCCGAUCCAGAGAAAGUCGGUGACGGAAUGAAUGCGUACAUGGCAUACAAGGUGACCACUAAGACGUCCCUCAGCCUCUUCAGCAGAAAUGAGUUUUCCGUAAAAAGGAGGUUUAGUGAUUUCCUGGGGUUGCAUAGCAAAUUAGCUUCCAAGUACAUGCACAUUGGCUACAUAGUCCCUCCUGCACCUGAGAAAAGCAUUGUGGGAAUGACCAAGGUCAAGGUUGGAAAAGAGGAUUUAUCAUCCGCAGAAUUUGUAGAGAAAAGAAGAUCUGCCUUGGAAAGAUACCUAAUGAGAACAGUGAACCAUCCUGCUCUGGUGAAAGAUCCUGAUGUGAUUCAGUUUCUGGAGAACACGGAGCUGCCGCGAGCAGUUAGCACCCAGGCACUGAGUGGGGCCGGAAUAUUGAGGAUGGUAAACAAAGCGGCCGACGCUGUCAACAAAAUGACAAUCAAGAUGAAUGAAUCGGAUGCGUGGUUUGAGGAGAAACAACAGCAGUUUGAGAACCUUGACAUCCAGCUCAGAAAACUACAUGCCAGUGUGGAGUCAUUGGUGUGUCACAGGAAAGAGUUAUCAGUGAACACUGCCUCUUUCGCAAAGAGUGCUGCUAUGCUGGGAAACUCUGAGGACCACACGGCUCUGUCGCGGGCCCUGUCGCAGCUGGCUGAGGUGGAGGAGAAGAUUGAUCAGCUGCAUCAUGAACAGGCCUACGCUGACUUCUACCUGUUUUCAGAGCUGCUGGGGGACUAUGUACGCCUCAUCACUGCUGUCAAGGGAGUGUUUGACCAGCGCAUGAAAACGUGGUCCAAAUGGCAGGAUGCCCAGGUCAUGCUGCAGCGCAAAAGAGAGGCUGAAGCUAAGCUACAGUACGCCAACAAGCCGGAUAAGCUCCAACAGGCCAAGGAUGAGAUAAAGGAGGAGAUUGAGGAGUGGGAGGCUAAAGUACAGCAGGGAGAGAGAGAUUUUGAGCAGAUAUCUAAAAACAUUCGCCGGGAAGUGGAAAGGUUCGAGAAACAAAGAGUGAAGGACUUCAAAGUUGUCAUCAUUAAAUAUCUAGAGUCACUAGUACAUACGCAGCAGCAACUGAUAAAAUAUUGGGAAGCGUUCCUGCCUGAAGCCAAAGCUAUCGCAUAAGCUGUCAAACCCCUGCGCAGAUGCAACGGGACUGAUCACACUUUUUGUUUUCUUUUAAUGUACAGCAUAAUCACGCAAAAAGGAUGCACGGACUUAAUGAACUUAAAUACUACUCCUAAUAAAAACACUAUGAAUCUUUUAA
Messenger RNA from Pygocentrus nattereri (red-bellied piranha), 1770 nucleotides. It is a transcript of the gene snx2, whose product is annotated as sorting nexin 2. The coding region runs from base 12 to 1628 and encodes 538 amino acids. Gene Ontology annotation, cellular component: endosome membrane; endosome. The transcript is spliced from 16 exons. Gene Ontology annotation, biological process: early endosome to Golgi transport; intracellular protein transport. Gene Ontology annotation, molecular function: phosphatidylinositol binding. The record is from RefSeq and is a predicted model, not a curated record. NCBI's taxonomy places the organism in Eukaryota, Metazoa, Chordata, Actinopteri, Characiformes, Serrasalmidae.